Molecule: messenger RNA, 2514 nt
Organism: Capronia coronata CBS 617.96
Lineage: Eukaryota; Fungi; Ascomycota; Eurotiomycetes; Chaetothyriales; Herpotrichiellaceae
Exons: 2
Coding region: 1-2514 (837 amino acids)
Biological process (GO): sphingolipid biosynthetic process; very long-chain fatty acid biosynthetic process; fatty acid elongation, polyunsaturated fatty acid
Cellular component (GO): endoplasmic reticulum membrane
Molecular function (GO): fatty acid elongase activity
Source: RefSeq, a predicted model, not a curated record
AUGUCUGCAGCCGAAGUCAUCGAAUGGCUCGGCCUGAGUAAGGCAUCUGCACCAGGAGUCAAAGUCACAACUUUGCCUGCCUCCUACUUCAAAUUCCCUCCAUCGCCAGAACCGACGACGGUACCUCCUCCCACAUACGACCCGACCAUCGCGCACCCAUUCACAAUCCCUACCGAUCUGUACAAUGCGCUUCUAUCUCCUCUGGUACCUAUCACCGUCAUCCUGGUAUACAUGUCCUUUGUCACUCUUAUGAACUCCGUCAACGCGAAGCGCAGCUACAAGCCAUGGGCGUUUAGCAGAACGAGGGUCUUCAAGCUUCUGGUCAUUCUGCACAAUACCUUUCUGGCAGUCUACUCGGCAUGGAGUUUUGUGGGAGCGGGGAACGCUCUGCGCCUUGCUUUGCCGUCAUGGGGUGAACACUGGAGUGCGGUAGAAACCGUGGACGCCCUCUGCAAGCUGCAUGGGCCCCGCGGUGUUGGCAAUGCUGCAACCUACAACGCUACCAGCAGUGCCUGGACAACGACAAAUCGGCUUCUACACCUGGCUGCUGACGGCCUCGGUCCCGAGCCCACGGAUGUCGGCAGAAUGUGGAAUGAAGGGCUGGCAUUCUACGGCUGGAUCUUCUAUCUCUCCAAGUUCUACGAAGUGGUUGAUACCUGUAUCAUCUUGGCUAAGGGCAGGAAGAGCAGCUUACUGCAGACCUACCAUCAUGCUGGAGCCAUGUUGUCUAUGUGGGCCGGCAUUCGGUACAUGUCACCACCUGUCUGGGUGUGGGUGGUUGUGAACUCUGGAAUCCACACCGUCAUGUACACAUUCUAUCUCUUCUCUGCAAUCGGUAUCCAAGUACCAAAAUGGUUCAAGCAGUCCCUGACUACCCUCCAAAUCACUCAAUUUGUCGUAGGCGCAACGUACGCCUUUCUACAUCUCAUUAUUGCCUAUCGGAUUCCAGUCAGUGUGCCAUACAUCUAUCACGUGGGCGGUGUGGCCUCGAAGGUAUUCACAGAUCUCCCGACGCAAGCUUCCACGACGCUGGCAUCUGCAAUGUCCACGGCGUCUGCUGGUGCGGGGGCUUGGCUUAAGAAGGCCGCUCUGCGGGCCGCAGGGUAUGAAGGUCUUGCCGAAAAUGUCUUGAACGAACAAGGCAGUCCAUUUGGAAUUGAUGCCGUGCACAUGGCCGAAGAGUUUGUCGCCCGAGAAGAGACCAGAUACCGAGACGAGCUGCACUGGGUGCACUGCUUGGAUACAAGCGGUCAGGUCUUUGCUAUCUUGCUCAACUGCAUGUAUCUGCUGCCUUUGACCUAUCUCUUUGUGGAAUUCUUCAUCACUGCUUACUCGAAGCGGUUGGAGGGUCGACGAGGCAGUACAGCCAGCGAGAAGGCGACCGCUGUCGGGAGAAGUAUCCAGGACGCAACCAAGGGAGUUUCCAGGAGACUCAGUGAAGCUAUGGAAGAGAUGCACAGCACGUCCGAAGACAUCGGGGACGACACCGUACUCGUCGAUGCUGAUGAAAUCAAGCGGGAGCUCCACGAGGUUGUUGAUCAAACCAAGAGCACAAUCCAGCAAAGAUCAGAGAAGCUCAAACAGCCGCUGUCGGGUAUGGAUUCGGCCAAGCUGAAAGAGGAAGUCCAGCGUGAUAUGGAGAAAGUACGAAAGAACCUCCAGGACACCGUGACCAAGGUCAAGACUGCCGUUGCCGACAAGGUUGAUGAAGAGCAGAUAGAGAAAGCGAAAGCAGCAGCCCGAUUUGUCAAAGAUAAUGCCGCCGAUGCUGUCCAAAAAGGCGUUGAGAACAUCAAGUCUGUUGCGGAAACUGUCAAGGAAGGAGCUGCGAACCUGACCAGCGCUGAGACGACGCAGCAAGUCAAAUCAACUGCCAACAAAGCAGCUGCAAAGGCCGCAGAUAUCAAGAACGGCGCCGCUUCAUCAGCCAAAAAAAUCACAGAAGAAGUCUCGGAUUCUGUUAAGGAUGGGGCUACCAACUUGACCAGCGACGAGACCAAGGAACAAGUCAAGUCAACUGCCACCAAAGCAGCUGCAAAGGCAAUGGAUCUCAAGGAUCGCGCUGUCACAACCGCCAAGGGAGCCAGUGAUCAAGCCUCCGAAUCGGCAGCUAGGUCAGUUGAAUCGGCCAAGCAGACUGCCCAAGGCGUCAAGAAAGAAGCAGAGAAAUCGAAUGCAAAGGCGAAGAAGGGUGAGAAGGGCCCAAACGGAAAUGGCACCGGCGCCGGCGGGGCGUCCGAUCAAGCGAAGUCGAAGAAGAAAGAGACAGCCAAGCCUAAGGAAAGCGAAGAGGUUAAGCAGGAAAAGAAGAGAGAAGACAAAAUUAUUGACGACUCUCAGGCAGUCAGAGACCAUGAUGUCGACGCAAGCGGUUCUGGAGGGGACGAAGCAAAAGGAGAAGCCCCGUCGAGCCAAGUUAAGCCAGACGUUUCCUUUGCCGACGCCGUCAAAGAAGAACCCGAGUCGAGUGAGGUCAAGCCAGGCGUCUCCUUCGCCGAUGCCGCCAAGGAGUGA